Ectocarpus sp. CCAP 1310/34 is the source of this 3407-nucleotide messenger RNA. The record is from the annotation of a GenBank genome assembly. NCBI's taxonomy places the organism in Eukaryota, Phaeophyceae, Ectocarpales, Ectocarpaceae.
AUAACACGAGAUGCAGCGGCUUCGGCGCACUACGUCAACGUCGUCAACGUCGUCACAACCUCCAGCGCGCCAGUUGUCAGGGAAAAGACUGGAACGCAGGGGCAGUUCGAACUUAAAUUCCGCAACAAGCUCCCGCCCAACGUGGAGACGGCGGCUGCGGCGGAACUGGCGAGGAGCGGUGUUUGUCUGUGUGUGUGCGUCCGUCGCUCUCCUGUCUGUCCCGCGAGACCACCGCCAACAACCCGUGCGAAAAUCGUCCAUCUUUAAGCCGAGCCACCGGCAGCGAGAGAGCUGCCGCGAUGAGAUCGACUGGCCCGAGCUGCCGCAUGGCGUUGACAUAGACCUGCACGUCGUCGCCCGUGGAAACACGCACAACCUCCGCACCACGCUCACGUCGUUGGCGGAGGCCUGCUACCCCGAGGACGCGGAGCUCGCGCUACACGUCUGGGCGCUCACGGCGCACGCGCGGGAGGUGAUGCCGGCCCAGGACGGCUUCGUAUGGACGCACGGCACGUACCAGUUCCACACGCUCACGACGAAGCACGGCGAGGUGCCUCCGCUGGAAGGGUGGGCGAGAAUGUGGACGGACCCAAUAGACACGGAGGUUCGGUUGGUGCUGCCGGAGGGGCUGGAGCUGUCGAACCUGUUCUACUUUUGGCUGGCGAGCACGCUGGCGAGGUACCUGGGCGCAGGGGUGACGAUGGAGGAGCGUGAGAUCUUCAGAGAGAACGUGUUCGGGUUGUCCCUUUCGGCGACCGGUCUGUCGGAGGUUUCCGGCGUGCCCUCGUCGUGGGGAGCGUACGAGGCCGCCGACAAGAAACGGCCUGUGUUCCACACCCUCCCCGGGGCCAGAGGGACCGCCUUCUUUGGCUGGAAGGAGGGCGAGGCACUGGUACACGUCCCGGGGGGCGAGGUGGCGCUCUCUUGGGCCGGGUCCCUCGAGCGGUUCCUGGCAGAGUUUUGCCACGGCAGGGGCCUCGGCAUCCUUCACCCGAACCUCAACGGGGACGUGAGCUUCGCCCGACAGUUGCCGCCAUCCUCAUCUUCCUCCUCUUCCUCGGGUGGCAGCGGGGGGGGAGGGUGGCUGGAGGAGGAGGAAGCGCUGCCGCUGUCGCAGACGGCCCACACCCCGACGCCGACGCUCAGGGGGACGGAUGACGGCGGGGGGGGGCGGGAGCCGGAGGGGCUCGUACUGACGUACCGGGACGCCAAUAACUUGAUUGUAAAAUACCCAUCGGUGUCUUCCGUCCCUGCGUACGACCUCCUGUCCCGGAGACAUCGGGACGUGACGCACCUGCGGCUCCAGGCGUACCGGUUCUUCCAACGCUUGCGAACCUCGGUCGAGAGGAACAAGGACCUAGAGGACUUGUGGAAAAGGCCCGGGAUGCCGAAGCCGAACUACGCGCUCGCCAAAUUCCUGAUCUACCAGCCACAGUUUGGGAUGGGCAACCAGCUUCGAGCGUUGGACGCGGCGUUAGCGGUAGCGAGGGUGCUAGGCCGAGUGUUGGUGGUGCCCGACUACAUUGCCGACAAUGGAGAAGGGAGGUCGGUACGCUACGAUGCGAUCUGGGAGUUUGGCUUCCUGGAAGAACUGGUCGGACGAAGUAACGUCAUUCUUCAGGCGGACUUCGACGAUCUCUUGCAAGACUGCGAUGUCGUUCUGCCGCCGACCAAGGUUUACCUGGCGGACAUGCCCAUCAAGCAGCUCGCGGGGAACGACGAGUACUUCGGCAGGAUGGGCUGGGGAGAGCUUCCUAAGGUCCCGCUCCCGUUGGCCAACGCUACGGAAGCCGGUUGGUCCGAACUACAACAAAUGGAAGAUCAGGUUCUGGCCAUCUCGGCAAUGUUCGGCAUGUUCCAGGGCUGGACGCCGGACUCGACGGUUGGGGACACCCACUGGCACGCCAUGGUGAAGCUUCACGUCUCGGAGGAGGCGUCCUGGGUGCACGAGUUCGUGGACGACAGCCUCGAGCGCUUCCGAGAAAAGGCGACGGAAGCGGCGGCGGCGGCGGAGCAGGCGGACUCAGGGGGAGAGGGCGGGGACGAGGAGCUUUCGGACGUUGGCGGCCGCAACCCGGCCGCGGCCGAGUUCAUGUGCGCUCACGUGAGGCGACAAGAUUUCGAGGAGUCGUGCUCCUGUUACGAGGAGGAGUAUCGAACCGGGAGCGCUCGGGACUGGGUGAAGGAGGCCCUGGAUGGCGGAGGCGUGUGCUGGGUCGAGGAGCAGGACUUCCGCGACACGGUCGACGUCUUGCUCCGGUGGGCGCCCGCCAAGCUUGACGUCUCGCCGCAGUUCGUGUUCGCCACCAGCGACGAUGCGCGUUUCCUCGAGGACAUCAAGGUCGGCAACGCGGUACCCGUGUUCACCCUGGACGACGUCUCCCGGGUGGCGGCGGCGGCGAGGGGUGGGGGGGGGGGGGGGGGGGGGGGGGCUGGGGAGGGUUUCAGGGGCCCCGCGGAAUCUUCCGCGGCCACAGCCGGCGGAAAGGCGGUCACGCCCGAGGAGGUCCAGGCGGCGCUGCCGGCCAUCGACGUGGCCGUCUGCUCCAGGGGGACCCUGCUGAUGCUCAACUACUUCUCCACGUAUUCGGCCCUCAUCAAGACCAAGGCCAAGGCCCAGCCCAACUUCAAGCGCGGGCUGUACUGGGCGGACCCCCCGGCCCUCUCGACCCGGUGGUCGCGCUUCUGCGGCUGGUUCCUCCGCAAGUGGCGAAGGAUACGCAACUUCUUCCACUAGUCGCAGCGCUUUGUUUAGUCGAGUGUAUGUAGUUGGGGGGGGGUUGUUGUCUUGUUUUUCGAAUGGUUUUCGUCGUUCAGUGUUGGUGGUAUUCCUAGACACGGAGAUUGUCUCCUUUAAAUACCGAUCGAGUGGUCUUGGUAUCCACAGAGUUAUUUAGUCGUGCCGUUGCGUCUUGCGUUAUCUAGGUUCGUGAUGGACCCUGUGUAGUAUAUUAUAUACCUAUCAUGUGGAAUGAUGUAAGAGGUUAGGCUUUCCGUGAACCGCUGAGUUGGGGGAGUGAUCGCGGUGCGAAGGCGGGUUGGUUUCGCGACAGGCCAACUGACUCCAGCAUGUUCGUUAUAACUCUCAAUAGUUGUGUUGGAUGUUCCGAUUAAUGAAGGGUCAACAUUGUCAUAUGAAGGGAUGCGUCUAAUUUAUUCGGGUAGGAGGCUCCCCCUCGGGAAUUAGGUGGCUUGCCUCCCGGGGGCGACGCAAGAUGACACGGUCAAUGCAGUCGCGGUCGCAUCGUUGCACCUCAACGUCAUGACAUUCGUCAGUGAGUGCCAGGUGUGCGUACAGCCUGCGGAAUUUGCCUGGAAUUUUGCAUCAUGCAAGGGGUUGUUUUUCUUCUCGCCGUGGUGACUUUUCGCGUGUGCGUGAUUGUGUCGUUUUUAGGCUAGUGGCGGCU